Molecule: messenger RNA, 1791 nt
Organism: Chara braunii
Lineage: Eukaryota; Viridiplantae; Streptophyta; Charophyceae; Charales; Characeae
Source: the annotation of a GenBank genome assembly
GCAGUUCCAAUAAACCGCAAUGCAAUAGUUGGAGCAGCGGAUGAGUACUGCCGCCACCCACGCGAGCUCGGAACCGCGCGAGACAACUCCAAAGUUCGCUGAUCAGAAGAUCUUUUGUGAUUCGACGAAGACGGACCCGAUUCCGUGGUUUCGCAAGUUCGAACUCAAGUUGCAGCUACACUACGUCAGCGAGCAGAAGCAUCACGCGUACUUGUACUCCCGCUCGGGGGGCUCGUGCCAAGCAUGGCUGGACAAUCUCUUGUCCAAGUACGGAGUGGUGGCUGGCGACUUGCACACCAAGAUCAGCUGGGAUGAUCUGAAGGCGGCGUGGCAUAAGCGGUUCCAAGUAGAGCUGCCGGAGAUCAAGGCAAUGGACAAACUGAUGGUCUUCGAACAAGGCACGCUGUCGAGUGUUGAUUGGAUUGCCGAGUACCAACGCUUGUCAUCCGUCCCAGAUAUUCAAAUGGGCUUCAAAGCCAUCAAACAGUACUUCAUCUCGAGCUCGUGUCCGGCAUUGGGCAAUGCCUUGACUCACGUCGAGGACACCCUGACGAUACCGGCGGAGCUCUUCGACAAGGCCGCGCAGAUUAUUGUCAUGAACAAGGAGGCCAAGAACCUCCACCGUUCGUCUGUGACAGGCCUGAGCAGAGAUCAGCAUCACCCGAAAGUGGUCAUGGUCGUGACUGCAACGCCAAACGACCAAACUAGUGGGGCCGUGUCUGCCAAUGAAGGGGACAGAAUCGCAGCCGCCUGGGACGGUGGCCGCCCCGACAAAGGACGAGGACGCGGCAAGGCGGAGACAAACACCGCAUCUAGCCCCGGGCCCGACGCAGCAGCUCCAGCCCCAUGGUCCCACUACGGUCUCUCCGAAACAGCGUACAAGGCACGCACGAGAUUCCGCUAUUUCGAGGCGGGGGACAUCCUUGCGUAUGUUACCAAGGUGGCCCAUGAGUUUCGCAAGCAGCGGUACAAUGACAACAAUGCACCGCUCCUCUAUGUCCACAUCCAAGUUGGCCAAGCAUCCUGCAGCGCUUUGCUGGAUAGUGGUUCAUCUCGCAAUUUUAUGAACCAAGCCUUUAUGCAAAGGGUUGGCCUUGGCGCACAAGUUCGAAGGAAGGCAAACCCGACGGUGAUCAAGUUGGCAGACGGAAGGACGCAGCAACUUAUCGACAGCUACAUCGAGGCCGUACCGGUAUAUUUCGCACCUCAUGCAUGCGAACCAGUGACAUUCGACAUUUUGGACACGGACUUCGACAUUAUUUUGGGAAUGCCUUGGCUUGCAAGUGCGGAUCACACGGUCAACUUCCACAGGCGGACUCUUACCGUUCGCAAUGCCUUCGGCUCCGAAGUGUCGUGUACUAUUCCUCUUCUGCACCCUUCGAUUCUGUGCCAAGUGGCAACGGCCAAGUCAUUCCGGGGUCCUUAUGCUUACGACCAGCCCGACAAAAUCGGCCUAUGCUUCCUAUGGACCGUCACGGUAGCCGACUCGUCACCCACGGACUUGUCUUCGGACCCCCAUGUGGUGUGGUUGCUUGACGAGUUUGCCGGUAUCUUCGAGUCACCUACUGGUGUGCUGCCGGAUCGGCCAAUUUCUCACGAGAUCAUUCUUGAGGCCGGUGGCGUGCCGCUGAAAGGUUGCAUUUAUCGCAUGAACGAGGAGGAGCUUACGGUCCUCCGCGCACAAGGGAUGGAUCCGCCCUAUUAGCUCUCCAUAUGGAGCGCCAGUUCUCUUCGUACGGAAGAAGAACAAGGAUCUACGAUUGUGCAUCGACUACCGCAAGCUCAACAUGC